Trachemys scripta elegans is the source of this 3840-nucleotide messenger RNA. It is a transcript of the gene OTOF, whose product is annotated as otoferlin. Gene Ontology annotation, biological process: synaptic vesicle priming; plasma membrane organization. Gene Ontology annotation, cellular component: presynaptic active zone membrane; synaptic vesicle membrane. Lineage: Eukaryota; Metazoa; Chordata; Testudines; Emydidae. The record is from RefSeq and is a predicted model, not a curated record. Gene Ontology annotation, molecular function: calcium ion binding; AP-2 adaptor complex binding.
AUGGCGCUGCUCGUGCGCCUCAAGGCGGUGACCGAGCUGCGGGGCAAGGGGGACCGGCUCGCCAAGGUGGCGUUCAGAGGUCUCUCCUUCUACACCCGAGUACUUGAAAACUGCGAGGAUGAGGCCAGGUUUGAUGAGACCUUCCGGUGGCCGAUUGCCAGCAAUAUCGACGGCAACGAGAUGCUGGAGAUCCAGGUGUUCAACUACAGCAAAGUCUUCACCAACAGACUCAUCGGCACGUUCCGGAUGGUGCUGCAGAAGGUGGUGGAGGAAGGCCAGCUGGAGGUGACAGACACUUUAAUAGACGACAAUAACUCCGCCAUUCGGACCAGCGUCUCCAUAGAGAUCAGGUACCAGGCCAUGGACGGCACCGUGGGCGCCUGGAAUGAUGGGGAAUUUCUGGAGAGUCCUAACUCCCGGUCGGAGGGCGAAGGCCCCUUGGAGACAGAAAGCCUGCUCCCCGGGCACCGGCAGGGCUCUGCGGUGUCUCCUGGCAAAUCCAACCCCAGCCUGAAACCAGCAGAGAGGAACUUCAGGAGAGCUGGGAAAGGAGUCUUUUCAGCCAUGAAGCUGGGCAAGAUACGGCCCCCAAAGGAGGACCCUCACCGAAAGCAAGAUGAACCUGCCAUUCUGGAGACAGAAGACCUGGACCGGAAAGCCAUGCGGCUCGGAGGAGGCCUCGACCCAGACACCAUUUCUCUGGCUUCAGUCACAGCCGUUACCACCAACGUGUCGAAUAAGAGGUCAAAGCCUGACAUUAAAAUGGAGCCUAGUGCUGGCCGGCCAAUGGAUUACCAAGUGAGCAUCACAGUCAUCGAGGCCCGGCAGCUGGUGGGGCUGAACAUGGACCCCGUGGUGUGCGUGGAGGUGGGGGAAGAGAAGAAAUACACCUCCAUGAAGGAGUCAACCAACUGCCCCUACUACAACGAGUACUUCGUCUUUGAUUUCCACGUGCCCCCGGACGUCAUGUUCGACAAAAUCAUCAAACUGUCGGUCAUCCACUCUAAGAAUCUCUUGCGCAGUGGGACCUUGGUGGGCUCCUUCAAAAUGGAUGUUGGGACCGUUUACACGCAGCCUGAGCACCAGUUCUACCACAAAUGGGCCAUCCUGUCCGACCCCGAGGACAUCACGGCCGGCUUGAAAGGCUACCUGAAGUGUGACAUCGCUGUGGUGGGGAAAGGGGACAACAUAAAGACGCCGCACAAAGCCAAUGAGACAGACGAGGACGACAUUGAGGGGAACCUGCUUCUUCCAGAUGGUGUCCCUCCAGAGCGGCAAUGGGCCCGUUUCUACAUCAAGAUCUACCGCGCAGAGGGGCUGCCCCGCAUGAACACCAGCCUCAUGGCCAACGUGAAGAAGGCACUCAUUGGGGAGAACAAGGAUCUGGUGGACCCCUACGUCCAGGUGCUGUUUGCAGGGCAGAAGGGGAAAACGUCAGUGCAGAAAAGCAGCUAUGAACCCCUGUGGAACGAGCAGGUCAUCUUCACGGAGAUGUUCCCCCCUCUGUGCAAGCGGCUCAAAGUCCAGAUCCGGGACUCAGACAAGGUCAACGACAUGGCCAUCGGCACCCACUUCAUCGACCUGCGCAAGAUCUCCAACGAAGGGGACAAAGGCUUCCUGCCCACCUUCGGCCCAGCCUGGGUGAACAUGUAUGGCUCCACCCGGAACUACACCCUGAUGGACGAGCACCAGGACCUGAAUGAGGGCCUGGGCGAGGGCGUCUCCUUCCGCGCCCGGCUGCUCCUCAGCCUCGCCGUGGAGAUCCUGGACACCAGCAACCCGGAGAUCACCAGCUCCACCGAGGUGCAAAUGGAGCAGGCCACGCCGGUCGCAGACAACUGCACGGGCAAAAUGGAAGAGUUCUUUCUCUUUGGAGCCUUCCUGGAAGCGACCAUGAUUGACAGGAAGAUCGGGGACAAACCCAUCAACUUUGAGGUCACAAUAGGCAACUACGGAAACCAGAUCGACGGCACGGCCAAGCCCAGCCUGAAGAAGAAGAAGGAGGGCGGGGACGGCGAGCAGGAGGACUCCGAGCUGCUCCAGCACUCGAGCGAGGACGAAGCCGAUGACGACGGGGAGCUGGUCUCCGUCUCCUCGACUCAGCCAAUGAAGCCCCUGAUCACUGACAGGAACUACUUCCACUUGCCUUACUUCGAGAAGAAGCCCUGCAUCUACAUCAAGAGCUGGUGGCAGGACCAAAGGCGGAGGCUCUACAAUGCCAACAUCAUGGACAAGAUCGCGGACAAGCUGGAGGAGGGGCUCAACGACGUGCAGGAGAUGAUAAAGACCGAGAAGCCGCACCCUGAGCGCCGGCUCCGAGGGGUCCUGGAAGAGCUCAGCAGCGGAUGCUUCCGCUUUGUGACCCUCGCCAACAAAGACCAGAGCCUCUCUGCCCGCACCCGACUGGACCGAGAGCGGCUCAAAUCCUGCAUGCGGGAGCUGGAGAACAUGGGCCAGCAAGCCAAGACCCUGCGGUCGCAGGUGAAGAAGAACACGAUGAGGGACAAGCUGAAGCUGGUGCAGAACUUCCUGCAGAAGCUCCGCUUCCUGGCGGACGAGCCACAGCACAGCAUCCCCGACAUCUUCAUCUGGAUGAUGAGCAACGGCAAGCGCAUCGCCUACGCCCGCAUCCCCUCCAAGGAUAUCCUGUACUCCAUCGUGGACGAGGAGACCGGCAAGGACUGCGCCAAAGUGAAGACCGUCUUCCUGAGGCUUCCCGGGAAGAGGGGCUUCGGGCCGGCCGGCUGGACGGUGCAGGCCAAGAUGGAGAUCUACCUGUGGCUGGGCCUCAACAAGCAGCGCAAGGACUUCCUGAGCGGCCUGCCCUGUGGCUUCGAGGAGAAGAAAGCCAGCAAGGGCCUCGGCCUCCAGGCCUUCCCGCCCAUCAGCCUCCUCUACACUAAGAAGCAGGUGUUCCAGCUCCGAGCCCACAUGUACCAGGCCAGGAGCUUGUUCGCCGCAGACAGCAGCGGCCUCUCCGACCCCUUUGCCCGGGUUUUCUUCAUCACCCAGGGCCAGUGCACGGAGGUGCUCAACGAGACGCUCUGCCCGACCUGGGACCAGCUGCUGGUCUUCGACAACGUGGAGCUCUACGGGGAAGCCCACGAGAUGCGGGACGACCCCCCCAUUAUCGUCAUUGAGAUCUAUGACCAGGACACGGUGGGCAAGGCGGACUUCAUGGGCCGCACCUUUGCCAAGCCGGUGGUGAAGAUGUCGGACGAAGACUAUGGCCCCCCGCGCUUCCCGCCCCAGCUGGAGUACUACCAGAUCUACCGGGGCAACUCCACGGCCGGGGACCUGCUGGCGGCCUUCGAGCUGCUCCAGAUCGGCCCGGCUGGCAAGUCGGACCUGCCUCCGAUCGAUGGGCCGACGGACACGGAGCAGGGUCCCAUCCUGCCAGUGCCCCUGGGGAUCCGGCCUGUGCUGAGUAAAUACAGAGUGGAGAUCCUGUUCUGGGGCCUGCGGGACCUGAAGCGGGUGAACCUGGCCCAGGUGGACCGGCCCCGGGUGGACAUCGAGUGUGCCGGCAAGGGUGUCCAGUCGGCCCUGAUCCAGAACUACAAGAAAAACCCCAACUUCAGCACCCUGGUCAAGUGGUUUGAAGUGGACCUCCCAGAGAAUGAGCUGCUCCACCCACCCCUGAACAUCCGGGUGGUGGACUGCCGGGCCUUUGGCCGGUACACGCUGGUGGGCUCCCACGCUGUCAGCUCCCUGCGGAGGUUCAUCCACCGGCCCCCGGACAAGAAAUCCCAGCACUGGAACACUGCAGGUGAAAUUGUCAUCAACAUGGAACCGGAGGUGCCCAUCAAGAAGAUGGAGACCAUGGUGAAGCUGGAGGCU